Rhinocladiella mackenziei CBS 650.93 is the source of this 1809-nucleotide messenger RNA. RefSeq lists its product as uncharacterized. The record is from RefSeq and is a predicted model, not a curated record. NCBI's taxonomy places the organism in Eukaryota, Fungi, Ascomycota, Eurotiomycetes, Chaetothyriales, Herpotrichiellaceae. The coding region runs from base 1 to 1809 and encodes 602 amino acids. The transcript has a single exon.
AUGACGCUAGCCUCCGGCGCCCUUGGUUGGAUUUUGCUACUGUCAAGGCUGAUAUGUACAACUUUGGCAUCGUUUGAAGUGGUGGAGCACUUCAACUGGGCAACAAUCCAGUCCUCUAAGGAGCUUCAGUAUCACAAGUGUUAUGGCUCCUUCGAAUGCUCCAAACUCGAGGUCCCCCUUGACUGGUCGAACCUCUCAAAUCCCAACACCAUUUCUCUUGCGAUCGUCAGGCUGCCUGCUGUUGUCGACGUUGCAGACGAGUCUUUCGGCGGUACUAUCGUCAUCAAUCCAGGAGGCCCGGGCGGCUCGGGAGUUGGCUUUACCCUAACCGCGGGAAAGGGCAUACAGAAAAUCGUCGAUAAUGACAACCAACACUUUGAGAUCCUCUCAUUCGACCCUCGCGGUAUACAGUUCUCAGGUCCCGAGGUAGCCUGCUUUCAUGAUAAUUCCGCACGAAUUGAGUUGUCCAUGCGGAGCACAGGAGCUGGGAGCCUCGAAUCAAGUCAGUAUGCUACUGAUUUGAAAUGGGGCAUUGAUCAAGCUAUUGGGCUUGCGUGCCAACGAACCAACAACGGACACUUUCCGGAUGGCUCGAACAGCCGUCAGUUCGUGAGCACAGCUUUGGUAGCGCGAGACAUGGUGGAAAUCAUCGAUCGGGUCGAUGCCGACUUACAGAAGGAAUUGCAAUUGAGAGGCAGACCACGACAGGAUCGACAGAAGCCUAUGUCUUCGGAUUCGCAAAGCGACCCCCCGCUACUGAAUUAUUGGGGGUUUUCUUACGGUACGUACCUGGGCAAUACUUUUGCCAGUAUGUUCCCCGAACGCAUCGGCCGGAUGGUGCUGGACGGAGUUGUCGAUGCGGAUGAUUAUGCUGCCACCGGCUGGACGACCAAUCUUCAAGACAACAACAAGACCUGGGCCAAGUUCUUUGAGUACUGCCACGAAGCAGGGUCGAAAUGUGCCUUGUUCGAACCUUCGAUUCGUGGACCAGAGGAAAUUCAAGCAAAAGUUGAGGCAUUCCUUGCAGAGCUCCAGGACAACCCAAUCCCAUUCGUCUACAAUGGCAAUGCCUAUAUUCACACAUACUUCGACAUGAAAGCCGUUAUCCACGCUCAUUUAUACUCACCGUAUCCUCUCUGGCCCCUCCUCGCACUCAUGUUGUUUGCUCUCAUGGAAGGAGACGUCUCGACAGCAGCGGCAGUUUGGCGGCGUUCCGUACCGCGAGGCUUUCCGCCUUCUGUCCCAUUACCACUACCACCUCUCCUUCCGAUACACACCACUCCCAACGGCAUUAUGGACAACCGGACACGUCUUUUCGACUAUCCGUGGCGUUGGGAAGCUACAAUGUCGGUCCUUUGCGGUGAUGGUGACGAUAUUACGUCCUGGACGAAACCCGAUUAUGCAGAAUAUCUUACUUUAUUGGAGUCACAAUCCCCCUUGGUCGGAUCGAUCUGGGCAGAAAUCAUCUUACCCUGCAUUCACUGGCCGGCCUCUGUGCGUCCGGCAUCUCAAAAUCGGUUCACGGGUCCUUUCAAAUCCAACCUAACAGAUUAUGAUUCUCGUGGUAGUCCCCUCUUGUUCAUUGGAAACACGGCGGAUCCGGUGACACCAGUGCGCAAUGCAGUCAAGAUGUCCGAAAGGCAUGAGGGGAGUGUGGUUCUUACGCAGGAUAAGCCUGGACAUUGUUCAGGAAUCACCAGGCCGAAUGAAUGCGUCUCUGAGAUUGUGAGGGCUUUCUUCGCUCAUGGGACAUUGCCAAAACCUGGCCUUGUAUGUGAUGGUACCAGGAGGCCAUGGGAUGACCUCUAG